Bacidia gigantensis is the source of this 873-nucleotide messenger RNA. RefSeq lists its product as uncharacterized. NCBI's taxonomy places the organism in Eukaryota, Fungi, Ascomycota, Lecanoromycetes, Lecanorales, Ramalinaceae. The coding region runs from base 1 to 873 and encodes 290 amino acids. Gene Ontology annotation, molecular function: ATP binding; MAP kinase activity. The transcript is spliced from 4 exons. The record is from RefSeq and is a predicted model, not a curated record. Gene Ontology annotation, biological process: intracellular signal transduction; protein phosphorylation. Gene Ontology annotation, cellular component: nucleus; cytoplasm.
AUGAUCAGAGAAGGCUGUCCAAGUGUUUGGCUUGGACAAUGUCAUGAUCGACAGCGUGUGAUUCUUAAGGAAGCACGCGAUGAUGAUGCUUUUGAUCGUGAAUUCAAUCUCCUUAAUGGGUGCCUUCGCAGCCACGCCUCAUUUCGACAAAUGGUUGACGUUAUUCCUGAUCAGAAGAUCACAGUACAUGAAUAUCUCGACGAAAAUCUUCACCAUGUUUUGUACUCGCGGCCGCAAGAAAAGCUCGAAGAACAAGAAGUCAAAAGGGUGGCCAAAAUCGUGCUUAAGGGACUAGUGACAAUGCAUGAGAGAAAUUUUGCGCAUACAGAUAUCAGGUCUGACAAUAUCGUCGUCGACUUCGACCAGCACGGCUCAUUUAGCAGGAUCAAAGUGAUAGACUUGGGUGAUUCUCUCGAAUUGACGCCAACUACGCACCAUGAAUUCAGUCAUCCUUCUUACCGCCCAUCUGAGAGUCUGUUCGGAAUGCCAUGGACAACGAAUGUGGAUCUGUGGGCUCUUGGUACGUUGAUAAUGUGGGGACUUACCGGAGCAAGGAUGUUCAGUCCGCCAGAGCUAGAUGAAAAGGACGAGAUGUAUACCAUCAUGGUUCUUGCGCUCCAAUGUGCAUACUUUGGACCUUUCCCUGACAAGUAUGUGGAACUCGCUGAGCAACUCACGAUGGAACAUCUUCAUUCUAUGGAGGGAUAUGUCACGCAGCGAGGAGGUAGAAGGAGACAUAGACAUACACUUGCUGUCAAUAUGAGUAAAGAGACCAUAACUUUCCUCGACAAGUUCAUGAAGCUCGACCCGAGAGAUCGCCCCUCAGCUAAAGAGCUUCUUCAGGACCAAUGGUUUUCGGGGGUGGUGGGCUGA